AUGAGCACUCAUGAUGCUGAAACAAUACAAAAGGUAGUUCACGGACUGUUUGAUGGCAAGGGCGAUCCAACGAUUUUGGACUACAUAUGCGGCGUCCUGGAAGAUGAACACUUUGAAUUCGGAGAGCAGGGUGAAGAUGCAUAUGAGGCGAUCGGACCAUUCUUGAUCGACGGCCAUUGCGUUGGAAGUGACGAGGAAGCGCGCGAAGCGUGCCGCGUCCUGGCGGAGAAGUUAUCCCUGCGUGCUGCGGCCGCGGUGCCCACAGUGCGCGCGUUGGAGACCGGGCCUGUCCAGCUCUCCAAAGCCGACAGUCGGGCCGUGCUGUAUCAGGAGCAAUCUUAUCGACACCUUAUCCAGACGCCGUUCGGGGAUGAGGCGAAGCCAGCACCCCUAACUGAGAAAGACAAGGCCAAACUGGAGAAGCGGGCGGCCAAGGAGGAGGAAGCCCAACGCAAGGUCCUCGCGGCGCAUCAGGCCCGAGCAGCGCACUCCCUCAAGGGUGACGUCCCCAUCAUCAUACGAAACAAGGGUGGCGGCGGCUCCAAGGACGUGCUGCUGGAGAACUUCAGCCUCAGCAACGGCGGCAAGGAGUUGGUGACGGAUGCCACAGUCAUGCUGGCCUUUGGGAGGAGGUACGGCCUCAUUGGCCGAAACGGAACGGGCAAGACGACACUGCUACGCGCUCUGGCCGCACACGAAAUCAAGGGCAUUCCUGCCAACUGCCAGGUCCUCCAUGUGGAGCAAGAGGUGGUGGGAGAUGACACGCCUGUCAUAGAGGCGGUGCUAGCUUGCGAUGCGGAGCGGACAGCCCUGUUAAAGGGCGCGGCAGCGACACCCGGUGACAAGGUCGGCGGUGAUGAGGCGGCCAUGUCGGCUCGCUUGGUGGCAGUAUACCAGCGGCUACAGGAGAUAGACGCAGACG
Volvox carteri f. nagariensis is the source of this 922-nucleotide messenger RNA. RefSeq lists its product as uncharacterized. The transcript is spliced from 8 exons. Gene Ontology annotation, molecular function: ATP hydrolysis activity; ATP binding. The annotation marks the transcript as partial. The record is from RefSeq and is a predicted model, not a curated record. Lineage: Eukaryota; Viridiplantae; Chlorophyta; Chlorophyceae; Chlamydomonadales; Volvocaceae.